Messenger RNA from Chiloscyllium plagiosum (whitespotted bambooshark), 4249 nucleotides. RefSeq names its product neuronal PAS domain-containing protein 2-like. Gene Ontology annotation, molecular function: RNA polymerase II cis-regulatory region sequence-specific DNA binding; DNA-binding transcription factor activity, RNA polymerase II-specific; protein dimerization activity. Gene Ontology annotation, biological process: circadian regulation of gene expression; regulation of transcription by RNA polymerase II. NCBI's taxonomy places the organism in Eukaryota, Metazoa, Chordata, Chondrichthyes, Orectolobiformes, Hemiscylliidae. The record is from RefSeq and is a predicted model, not a curated record. Gene Ontology annotation, cellular component: nucleus; CLOCK-BMAL transcription complex; cytoplasm.
GUCAGAGGACGGUGGGGGGGCGGGGGAGGAACCAAUUUACAAUCCGACAACACUGAGAGGGGGAAGGAAGAACAAAAAACUCUCUGACCUACUUAACGUUUAUUUAUCCCAAUUUGUUUUUGUGUCAGUUUUCCUUGAUCAUCACUUUCUGCGAAGAGUGACAGAAUUGGAUUGAUUAUAUAAUCGGUUCCUUUUUUUAAAUGCGCUUCUUUUGCCGUUUACUGGUUUCUAUGGUGAUUCGGAUUUCACUGUUUUGGUUGCCCAGGUUUAGUCUCCUGCCUUGAGAUGUAUUUCCAACAUGAGAGAGAACGGCAAGAGAGCAUGUAGGAGCGCAGGUUUCCUGGUGAGCUGCAGCCUCCCGGUAGUGCCCAGUGGCUGAGCACAGACCGACUCAACUGACAGCAGCAGCGGCGGUGGCAGAGGCUCGCCCAUGUGGAGACACACGGCAGGUGUCAGCAACGGCAGGAGGUAACCUCACAGUCUUCCUGCACUCAAAUCAACAAUACAUGAAAUUAAAUGACGGUUAAAUUGCAGACAUUAAGAAAUAACAGAGACUUAAGGAAGACAUUUUGAGCAGUGAGGUAAUGGAGUUAGUUGAGACCAUUAAGUAGAAGAACUAAUGGAUGAAGAUGACAAGGACAAGGCAAAGAGGGCUUCACGUAAUAAGUCUGAGAAAAAGAGACGUGAUCAGUUUAAUGUCCUCAUCAAAGAACUCAGUGUCAUGCUUCCCGGCAGUAUCCGUAAGCUGGACAAGUCUACAGUGUUGCAGAAGACAAUUGACUUUUUACAAAAACACAAUGAAACUUCAGCACAGAAAGAGACAAGUAUCAUCCAACAAAACUGGAAACCUUCAUUUUUGAGCAAUGAGGAAUUUACACAACUGAUGUUAGAGGCAUUAGAUGGCUUCAUCAUAGCUGUAACAACAGAUGGGAAUAUCAUUUAUGUUUCUGAUAGCAUUGCACCUCUCCUUGGACAUUUACCUUCUGAUGUUAUCGAUCAGAAUUUAUUAAACUUCCUCCCUGAACAGGAGCAUGAAGAAAUAUUUAAACUGCUGUCCUCUCACACAUUAGUGACAGAUGCUGUUUUGCCACACUAUUUAAACUCUGAGAACUGCUUUGAAUUUUCUUGUCACUUGCUGCGAGGGACAUUGGACCCAGAGGAAUCUCCUACCUAUGAAUAUCUACGAUUUGUGGGAAAUUUCCAGUCAUAUGACAGUGUGCCUAGUUCAUCUUGCAAUGGUUUUGAAGGUUCUGUUCAAAGGACACUUCAAACAACAGUACAUGAACAGAUGUGUUUUGUAGCAACCGUCCGUCUAGCAACACCUCAAUUUAUAAAGGAGAUGUGCAUAAUAGAGGAGCCUUUGGAAGAAUUUACCUCUAGACAUAGCUUGGAGUGGAAGUUUUUAUUUCUAGAUCACAGGGCUCCACCGAUCAUUGGUUAUUUGCCUUUUGAAGUCCUUGGUACAUCAGGUUAUGAUUAUUACCACGUGGAUGAUCUGGAACAGCUCGCCAGGUGCCAUCAACAAUUGAUGCAGUUUGGUAAAGGGAAGUCUUGCUGCUAUCGGUUUCUUACGAAAGGACAACAAUGGAUCUGGCUCCAGACCCGCUACUACAUUACCUACCAUCAAUGGAACUCCAAGCCAGAGUUUAUUGUGUGCACACACACAUUAGUGAGCUAUGCAGAAGUUCGAGCACAGCGUCGAAAAGACAUCUGUUUGGAUGAUAGCUGUACAGAAGUUGUUGGUUCUUCAUUGCUUAAGGGACAUGACUUAAGAAUUGAUACACAGCAGCACGUUGAAGUGCUCCCUGGCACUCCAUCACCUUCUUCUUCAUCUCGGAGUUCACACAAAUCAUCUCAUACCUCGGUGUCAGAAUCUGCAUCAACACAAAGCAAACUACUUUCAGAGAUCAGUGCUCCAUCCUUGCAGGCAAAAGCAGCAGUACAACAAGAUGUAGGAAUUCAGCAGCAUCCACCCAGCAGCAACCAGUCCUUAAUAUCGGAGCCAUCUAUUGAUCUACUAUCACAGGGGUUGAUGCCCCAGGCUACUGUGGUUAGUCAGCCUGCAUCAAUGGCACAGUUCCCAGCACAGUUUGACGUGAUUCAGUCUCUAAAGGAUCAGCUUGAACAACGUACACGCAUUCUGCAAGCAAAUAUCACAUGGCAGCAAGAAGAACUCCAAAAAAUUCAGGAGCAACUUUGCAUGGUGGAUGACUCAAAUUUACAGUUAUUGCUGCAGCAGCCAACGUCUAUCAGCCUGAGUCCAUUACAGUAUCAAGAAUCACAGCAGCAAAAGCAGCAACAACUGGGUCUUAUUGCGCAUGAGCAUGAUCUCCCCAAUAAACAGAAUGCUAAAAUGAUACAUGCUGGAUGUGUGGUACAGACCUCAAUGCCCAAUAUUUCCUCUGCAAGCCUGGCAUUACAUUUCAGCAGUCCUGUGAUGUUCUCUCAGGCCCCGUCAAUGGCAAUCCAAAGUGAUGGCACCAUUGGUCAUUCAGGUCUCAACUUUGGUCAUGACAGGCAACUAAGGAUGCUGCUCAGUCAACCCAUUCAACCAUUGAUGCCUCUUACGUGCCACAACAGACAACCCACAGAAUUCACUCCCACUGGACAACAAGCUAAGUACUCACAAAGACAACAGCUGCCCCAAAAUCUGGUACCACAGCCAGUUAGAAAUAGUGUACCAAUGAUCUCCAAUACAGUACUUAUGGGUCAAAUAGUAACUCCAGGAUUUUCUAUACCACAGCCACCUCUAUCCCAGCAAACUAUGCACCUACAACAGCAGCCACAACACUACUUACAGGGUCAAACAUCCAGUUCCUUGCAAGGUGAACAACCGGAGCUGCUGCUUCUCCCUCCUCCUUAUCCACAGCAACAGGACAUUCUGGGAUACCACCCACAAUCUCAGCAAAGACCACAUGUACAGCGCCUCUCUGAAUCAUCAAAUGUUUAACUCACCCAGUAGCCUCUCAGUGGUUAAGAAAUAUAAAUUAUAAAAACCUGUUUAAAGCAAUAUUCACCCUUGCGUUUUAAUAAAUUGCAGCUAAUGUGCUACACUUUUACUGUUUCCAUCAGGUGUUAAAAUAUAAAGCUUCACAAAAUUUAUUGUAACAUUUUAAUUACAUAAUUGUUAAUUGGAAAUGGGAGAAGAAUAGCACAUUGAAAGCUACAAGUUGGCAUUGUAGGUACAAAAAAUCUUUACUGUUCUCAUCUAAUUUUGAAAUUCCGAUUAUUUUUAUGUGAGAAGGCCACAUAUACUACUGGUUAAUGGAUUGAACCACCAGCAGCAUUAGGGAUGUUUUAAAAUGAUUACUAAGUUUGUGAUGUAACUCAUUAGCAUGAUCCAAGUUAGAAUAGUUCAAAGCUGGGUUUUUUUAAAACACAUCACGCCAGUAAUUUUCUAACUUUGUACAGCUGGAAAAGACUUGCUUGUCAGCACCAUAUUUCAGAAAUUCUGGUGCUCUUUAAGUGAUUGUCCAAUUAUUAAUUUAAAAGGUCAGAAAGACAUGAGCUUUGUGUGCCAGGAUUUUCAUUGCACAUUCUUACCAGAAGAAUUUGUCAUCAAAAAUAUAAAGUCAGGAAAUUAUUCCUUAUAUGUACAGAUGUGGCAGGCACGCACCUCAGAUUCCUUUUAUACUUUCUAAGUUUGCUGCUAUCAGUCAACAUCUGGGAAACACACUUGCAGGCUUGAGGAUAGAAUGUGGACUGGGAUUGCAUGGAUUGUUUUGUAGAGUCCCAUCAUGGACUUGAUGGGCUGAAUGGCACCCUUACGUGCCAUGACUUAAACCUAAAUGGAUUCAAGCAUGACAGAAAACUGGGAACGAUGUACCUAGCUUUUUGCACAAAAUCAGCUAUUAUGUUUGCAAUGUAACCUUGUUCUUAUUAUGUAAUCAACAUAUCUUUUAUAAUUCCUUGUGCUAAAUUGGCACACUUAUUACAACCUGACAGCCGAUGUUGGAUACUGGCUACUAGGUCUCUUCAAGGACAUAUACUUUGGACAAAUUCUUAAUGUCACAUUCAACAGAAUAAUCAUUAAUUGAAAUGGAUCAGUUCUACAACACUGGAUGUUUAAAAGGAAACUGUUUACUUUGUGUUGUAUAUUUUCAAACACAUGCACUUUUUCUGAUUUAUAUGUUUUAUUAAGACUGCAUUUGUUACAUAAAAAUCUCUAAAUAAAAAAUGAGAAACUGUCGAUCAGACGGACACUGUAAUAUAUGAGUUAUUUCAGUAUAAAUGAUUCUUUGCAACAAAA